GAUAUCAGAAGCGAACAAGGAAGUCUGACACCAAGGACUGGAUGUCAGGCUAAACUACUACAAAACUACAUCUCCGCCGGAUAGUAGUCAUCUGCCCGUCAGCUGUGAGCUACAUCGGCGUGACAAGAUGUUUAAAAAGCUGAAGCAGAAGAUUAACGAGGAGCAGUCACCGCAGAGGAAUGCGCAGUCACAACAGCAGGCCCAGAUGGGCAGUGGAGACAGCCGCAGCAGUCAAACCCCGCCGUUUCUUCACGAUGGCUCACCCGUUCCCAGUGACAGAGAGAUGCUGGCCGGGAUGAUAGCAGAGCCCGCUUUUCUCUCUGAGUAUACUAUCUUUGCUCUGGACCAUUCAAAACGACCCAAAACGGCCCAGGUAGCCAGUGUGACCGCCCCUAAAGGACCAGCACGAUCUCCCAGAGGUAGCAUCAAUGGGGAUGGAAGUGUCUCUCCUCAUAGAGAGGAGACUCAGUCGUUUGCCCAGAAACUGCAGUUAAGAGUUCCCUCAAUGGAGUCGUUAAUCCGUGGUGGUGCCAGUCGGGCAGAAAACCUGUUCCGCUCUCCCUCGAAAGAAAACCUGGUCCGAAGCUCAUCGCGUGACUCCCUGACACCUUUGGGAGAGAACGACUCCCCAGGCGCCCCCACAUAUGACCCCCCCUCAGAUAUUGAGAGUGAGGCUGAGGAGCCACCAGGAAGUGCAGAGUCCCUUUCCAAAGAGCAGCUGCUGCAUCGGCUGCUCAGAGUGGAGAGGAGCCUGGGGAAGUACAGAGGGAAGUACUCAGAGCUGGUUACUGCAUACCGUACAGUACAGCGAGAUAAAGAAAAAACACAGGUCAUCCUCAGUCAGAGUCAAGAUAAAGCUCUCCGCAGGAUAGGGGAGCUGCGGGAGGAGCUUCAAAUGGACCAACAGGCCAAGAAACACCUACAAGACGAGUUUGAUGCUGCGCUGGAAGAGAAAGACCAGAUGAUCACUGUACUGCAGACACAGGUUGCUCUUUUGAAGAAACGAGUUAAAGGGUUUUCUGAGGGUGCUGUGCCACCUGAGGGUGACGUCCCGCAGUCUGAAGAUGCAGAUUCAGACUCAACCUCUUCCACACAAAGUCCUUUGAAGGAGCAAGGAGUAGAGGCCGAAGUCACCGAGGGAGAGGGCAACAGUGAUCCAACCAAACUUAUGGAGGCUCUGCAGAAGAGAGUGAAGAGGCAGGAAAACCUCCUGCAGAAGUGCAAAGAUGUGAUGAGAACACACAAGGAGCGGGGCAUCCAGCUGGGCAGUGAGAAUGAAGCUCUGCAGGAGCAGCUGCAGGAGAGACUGCAGGAGCUGGAGAAGAUGAAGGAGCUGCACACAACAGAAAAGACAAAGCUGAUCACUCAGCUGCGUGAUGCCAAGAACCUCAUUGAACAGCUGGAGCAGGACAAGGGAAUGGUAAUUGCUGAGACAAAGCGCCAGAUGCAUGAGACCCUGGAAAUGAAGGAAGAGGAGGUUGCUCAGCUCCGCUCCAGGCUCCAGCAGGUUACUGCCCAGAAAGAAGAGCUACAGGAGCAGAAAGAAAAGGCUGAGAAAUCAGCGUUUGAAGAACUUGAGCGAGCGCUGGGUGUAGCUCAGAGGGCAGAGGAGGCCCGUAAACAGCUGCAGGUUCAGCUGGAGGAGCAAGUGAAAGAGGUUGAAAGGGCCAGCGAGGAAGAGAGGAAGACUCUGCAGCAGAAGCUCACAAAGGUCAAACAGGAGGUCGUCGCCAUCAUGAAGAAAUCAUCGGAGGAGACGGUGGCCAAUAUGGAGAAACUCCACAGUGAGGCUCUGGCUGCCAAAGAAGAAGAGAUGAAUGCCAGAAUCAACAAAGCUGUGGAGCAAUGCAAAGAGGAGUUUGCGCGAUUGGGCAAGGAGCGAGAACAGCAGUCCUCUCUGGCUCUGGAGGAUGUAGAGCUACAGAAGACAGCUCUGAGGACUGAAGCUGAUAACAAGGUUAAGGAGAUUCAGUUGGAGCUGGAAGCUGCAAGAACUAGAGUAUUGGAGUUGGAGAGCUCUCUGGAGAAGAUCUCACAAGACGGAUCAAGUCUGUCCCAUGAACUUUCCAGUCAGCUGGAGGAACUGAAGGAUAAACACAAGGAGCAAAUCUCCGCAUUAGAGGAAAAGCACCGGGAGGAGCUGGAAAAGCACAAGGGCAUCCUAACCCAGCAGAAUAAUGCUGCUCUUGAGCUCAAGGAGAAACACAGAGUUGAAGUGGAGACCCUUCUGAAAGAUAAAGAACUGCAGUUCCAAGCACAUGUUGAAGACAUGAACCAGAAGACUUUGGAGAAACUGGAUGCAAAGCAGGCAGAGCUAGAGGCAGUUUCCGCAGAGCUUUCCGAGGCUUUGAAGAGUAAACAGCUUCUUGAGGAGAAGCUGGUGGCAACUGAAGAUGCUCAUCGUGUGGCUCAACAGGAAAACGAAAAGCGGGUUCAAGAUCAGGUGGAAAAGCACAAUGUAGAGCUUAAAAAUAUCAAACAGGAGCAAGAGCAGUCCCUUGGUACAGAGAAAACCCUGAAGGAGGAGCUGAAUGCGUUGAAGAUUGUUUUAAAGGAAAGGGAAAAGGAAAUUAAAGACCUUGUCCUAAAAGAAAAAACACUACAAGAGGAGUCACAUUCCACGGUACAAGAAUUAAAUGUCAAGGUUAAAGAAUUGGAGGAGCUGCAGCAGCGUUUGUCACAAUCCCAGCAGGAAAGUGGGAGUCUAAAGGAAUCUAAUGCACAGUUAAGUAAGAUGUCAGAGGAUCUUGAUAAGUGUAAGAAGGAUUUGACUGAUUUGGAGCAUCAGCUGGAAGCAGCAAAGACUGAUUGUCAACAAAAAGAGAAGUCGCUUCAAGAACUAGAGCAACAGUUACGGCAGACCAAAAAGGAGCUCUCAGAGCAGGAGAAGUCAUUUACAGCAGAACUGAACACUAAGGAGGAAGAACAAACUUGCCUCAAAAAACAGCUGGAUGAUGAAAAAGCUGCCCAUGAAAAUAAGAUGAAAAACACUAUAACUGAGAUGGAGGCUAAGCUGAAAUCACAGGAGACGAAAAUGGAAAAGGUUAAACACAAGGCCAAAGAAAUGCACGAGAGUUUUAAGAAAAAGCUUCAGCAGAAUGAGGAGACCAUGAAGAAGGAACUUGCGAAGAAGGAGAAAGAGCUUCAGCAGACAGAGCAACAAGUUCAAGAGAAAAUUGUGGAGAUGGCCCAAAAAAGUUCCCAAGGUCUUAGCAGUGCAAUGUCAGAGCUGCAGGCCAACCAUAAGGAAGAGGUGGAGAAGCUACAUGACACCCAUAAGCAUGAGACUGAGGAGCUGGAGCGUCGUUGGCAGGAGAAGUUGGGGCAGCAGGAGGAAGAAUUAACGGAGAAACACUCGCACAUACUACAGGAGAAGGUUCAGGAACUGGAGAAAAUUUCUCAGCAACUCAACAGAGGCAAAGAGGAGAACGAGCAAGUGUUGCGUGAAUUAAAGGAUUUAAAGGAGGAGCUGGCAAUUCGGGAAACCACUGUGCAGAAACUGCAAGAAGAGCUCAACGAAGCAGCGGUUAAGCUUGAAAGUUUGUCUCAGGGCGAAGCCUUGCUCAAAGAGCAAAUGGAGUCAGUGGAGAGGAACCUUAACCAAGCUCUGAAGGAGAGAAACUCCCUCCAGGACGAGCUCAACAAGACGAAGGAACAGAACAAAGAGAAGUUAAAGAACUUGUCAGGAAAGUUGAAGGAAGCAGAGAAGCAGCGUAAAGCACUGGAAGGUUCCAGAUGUAAGGAGAGUGAGGACUUGCAGAGUAAAUUUGAGGAAACUGCCAUGCAGCUACAAGCCAGGGAAGCAGAGUUCCAGCAGCAAUUAAUUCUGAUCAGAAACCAAAUGGAGCAUUGCUGUCAGGAGGUUCAGUCGAAAGUGGAGUGUGGCUCUAAUGAACUCUGUCAAAGAGUUGAAUGUAGGCUGAAUGAGCUGAAAGACAGAUUGCUCCGUAGUCAAGAAAAGGUAGUGAAUCUCAAAAACGUCAUCCUCACUAAAGCAGAUAGAAUUUGCACUUUAGAGGACAAUCUCCGCCAGCAAACAGAGGAGAAUAAGAAUCUAUGCAUUUCAUUAGAACAGAUGACUGCUCAGGUAAAUGCUCACAUGGAGCAUGUCAAUGCCUUAACUCAUGAGAAGGAGAAUCACUCUCAGUCUAUCAACGAGAAAGCUCUGAAAAUUGAGGAGCUGAAUGAAGCAAACAGACUCAUAUCAGAAAGUAUGAAAGCAAAUGAGUUGCAAAUCGGUAACUUGGAAAGCAUCGUGAGUGACUUGAAAAAUCAGCUAGCAAGUAGCAUAAAAGAGAAGGAGGAAGCCAUAAAUCAGCUGAACCAGCAGUAUAAAGAGGAGAGACAACAGGCUGCUGCUCAAAUGGAGGAGACCAUUCAGAGAUUAGAGCAGGAGAGGAAGUCUGCUUCAGAGCAGGCAGAUGCACUCAGGAACAGUCUGUCUGAGUAUGAGAACAAGGCAGAGACAAAGUUCGCCCAGAAUGAUAACACUAUUACGUCUUUGCAGACCAGGCUCGAUGAGCUGGAGCGAGAAAUCUCUGAAAAGAACGAAGCCCUGCAAAGGCUGACGGCGAGUAUUGACAAUCAGUCCAUCAGUAAGUCUGAGAUGGACCAGGUGUUGAGCGAGAAGGAGCAGACGGUCAGCGGGCUCACCUCAGAACUGGAGAGUUGCAUAGGUCGACUUGGUGAGCUCCAGGAGCAGUUAGCCUUAAAGACAAAAGAGUGCGAGCAACUCACAGCAGACCUCAAACAGCAACACAGCGUCAGGGAGAAUGAAAAGAGGGAGUUGGUGGAGCAGCUGCAGCAGACCCAGAUGCAGUGCGCUCAGAAUGGUAACUUGGAGCAGGAGAUGGUCGAAAAACUACGCUCUCUCGAGGAAGACAAUCAAAAGUGUAAAGAAAAGCUUGAAAGUCAGAGGGAGGAAUUUGAAAGGACGAAAGAUGAGAUUAUCAGGAGCAAAGAGGAGAGUCUGAAGGCGGCUGAAGAGAAGUUGUCUGCGGAGAGCGCUCGGAAAGUAUCAGAGCUGAAGAAGAAAGCUGAGCAGAAAAUCGGUCAGAUUAAAAAACAGCUAACCUCGCAGCUCGAGGAAAAAGAGCAGGCGGUUAAGGCUCUUCAGACCAGCCUGGAGGAAAUCAAGAGCAGCGAAACAUCCAGAAAACAACACGCAGAAAUGUUAGAGGGGCAAACAAAAACACUUGAGGAAGCUCUGGUAAAGCUUAAGGAAGAGCAGGAGCAACAACUCAAGCAGAUUCUGAGUAAUGAGAGGCUCGAGAAAGAAAGGUCUUUAGAGGAGCUGAAAAACUUGUAUGAAGAAAAGCUGUCCUCGCUUCAGAGUGAUGCAGCACAACAAGGGGAGCUGAAAGAAACAGAAUCAGCGCUGCGCGAAAUCGAGGCAAAGCUAAAAGAAGCAGAAGAGCAGAAUGGAAACCUUCUCGCAGAAAUAAAUCGUCUGAAAGAGGAGAUAUGUGCGAAGGAUGCCCAGCUUGAGGAACAUCAGGCAACUAUUAAGCACGCACAAAACCCACCAGAGCUCGAGGCAGAGAUCAAGGUGGAAUGUAGCAGCGUACAGCAAACCAGGAGCGCGAUGCAAACCGAGAUGGAAAACCACUCUCCGAUGCAAGAGGUGGACGGUGAUUCUUUGGAGUCUCUCAAGGACAAACUGAGUCAGGUGAAAAGCGAGAAAGAGAAGAUUCACAAGGACUUUGCCAGGCUACAGAAGGACAUGCGAGUUCUGAGGAAGGAGCACGAACAGGACCUGGAAUACAUGAAGAAAGAGAUGUUGGAGGAGACUGAGAAAAGGCUCAAGCUGGAGUUGGAAGAUGUGGAGAUGAAGCACAAUUCUGCCAUCAAGCAGCUAAUGAGGGAGUUCAACACGCAGAUGGCUCUGAAGGAGAGGGAGCUGGAUACAGCAGUGAAGGAGGCCAUUGCGAAGGCCCAGGCUGUCGAGGCAGAGCUCAUCACCAGCCAUCGCGACGAAGCCAGUCAGCUGAGGAAGGUGAUUACGAAGAAGGAGGAUGAUUUGCACAGAACUGUUCAGAAAUAUGAGGAGGUUUUACAGAAUCGAGAGGAGGAGAUGGGACAAAGAGUGUGGCAGGUUCAGAAGGAACUGGAGGAGUUGCAAGCAAAGAGCCAUGAUGCUGCUGAGAUGAGCACAGAAGAACUACAGGCUCAGCUUGCUGAGAAGACGUCUCUGCUAAGCGAGGCUCGGCUGAAGGAGCAGGGCUUUGUUGAGAGAAUUCACUCGCUUGAGGACAAGAUUAAAUGUUUCCACCGAACCACUGUUGUAACUCAUCUCGGGAGCACGUACAAAGAUCCUGGAUACAACAGCAGCGAAGCUACUGAGAUGGAGUACCUGAGGAAGGUGUUGUUUGAAUACAUGAUGGGACGGGAAACAAAAACGAUGGCCAAAGUGAUUACUUCCAUGCUCAAGUUUCCUCCGGACCAAGCGCAAAAGGUUUUGGACAAAGAAGACUCAAAAGCGAUUCCUUGGUUACGAUGAGCGUGUGAAUGAUUCAGGUAUUAAUGGAUGAAAAUCUGCUGCUGCUGCUGCUGCUGCUGAAGGGAACGACUGCCAUGGAUUUGAUCAAGCCCUUCUCUCUGCAUCUCGUGUUAUGUUAUGUGUGUGAAUGUUUGUGUGAGCGCACACUGGGACAUAAGUGUGGUGUGUGUGUGUGCGCGCGCGUGUGGUGCCGUAUGCGUGAAUAUAUCUAAAGGUAUGAGGGAUAUAAGAGAAUAUGCCAGAAACACAAAUCUUCCAUAAAUCUAGUUUUACCCUGAAAUUAAGUUUUGUUAAUUUAUAUGUUUUAGAUGAGGUGAAAUUGUUUCCCUUUUAUUUUAGAUUGUGUCUAUACAGAUUGGCUUGUGCAAUAAAUGAUAUCAUUAUCACGUGUUUGACGCUGACAGGUCAGUUGAUUUGUUAGGUUUCUGUGUUGUGCUGUCGUCUGAAUCACUUCCUGUGUAAAACUGUAAACGACCCUUUAACUGUGCACUCGCACCACGUUAAGAUAUACUGGCCUCUGGACCUUGUUUGUUUAACAGCUUUUCUAUGCUUUAUAUUUUGUCACUACACUGACAUAGAGACACAUAAAUAAACACAAAAAAAACACAAAAACUGUAAAUUGUAUUAUGAUAAUUAAGACUGUACUAUAGGGCACUAUAUGACUUGCUAUACAUUUUCAAACUAACAAAAUAAAUCCUAUUUACAGAA
Epinephelus lanceolatus (giant grouper) is the source of this 7207-nucleotide messenger RNA. It is a transcript of the gene golga4, whose product is annotated as golgin A4. The record is from RefSeq and is a predicted model, not a curated record. Gene Ontology annotation, molecular function: small GTPase binding. Gene Ontology annotation, cellular component: Golgi apparatus. Gene Ontology annotation, biological process: Golgi vesicle transport. Lineage: Eukaryota; Metazoa; Chordata; Actinopteri; Perciformes; Serranidae.